This is a messenger RNA of Pseudoliparis swirei, 1301 nucleotides long. RefSeq names its product gastrula zinc finger protein xLCGF3.1-like. Bases 49 to 831 code for a protein of 260 amino acids. NCBI's taxonomy places the organism in Eukaryota, Metazoa, Chordata, Actinopteri, Perciformes, Liparidae. The transcript has 3 exons. The record is from RefSeq and is a predicted model, not a curated record. Gene Ontology annotation, biological process: regulation of transcription by RNA polymerase II. Gene Ontology annotation, molecular function: DNA-binding transcription factor activity; RNA polymerase II cis-regulatory region sequence-specific DNA binding.
UCUAAGAGCCAAUCAGCUCUCCGUGACGACAGCGAGGCGUUUCCCAUCAUGCACUACAUCCAACUGCGCAUGCGUCGUUCAAAGAUGGAGUCCGAGGAGCCUCCGGUGUCGGUCUCCGUGUCUCCGGGAGAAAAGAUGAGGCUGUUGGUGAAGCAGCGAGUCCACGCGGCCGUUGAAGAGUCUUCUGGGCUGUUGGACACAUUGACAGCAGCUUAUGAGGACACCGUGUCUCCGCUCAGAGAACACGAGCGACACGCAUCAGAUGUCCAGCAGCUGUUGGUGGUUAAAGAAGAGGUUCCUUUUGAGCAGCAGGUCUGGAGCUCCAGUCUGGACCAGAUGCAUCCAGAGCCCCCGCUAGUUAAAGAGGAACAGGAGGACCAAAAGAACUCAGUGCCCCCCCACAUUAAAGAGGAACAGGAGGGCCAAGAGAACCCUGAGCCCCCCCACACUAAAGAGGAACAGGAGGACCAGGAGAACCCUGAGCCCCCCCACAUUAAAGAGGAACAGGAGGACCAGGAGAACUCAGAGCCCCCCCACAUUAAAGAGGAACAGGAGGACCAGGAGAACCCUGAGCCCCCCCACAUUAAAGAGGAACAGGAGGACCAAGAGAACCCUGAGCCCCCCUACAUUAAAAAGGAACAGGAGGACCAGGAGAACUCAGAGCCCUCCCACACUAAGGAGGUACAUGAGGAACUCUGGACCAGUCAGGAGGGAGAGCAGCUUCAAGGGCUGGAGGAGGCUGGUCUCAAGUUCUCAUUCACUCCUGUGAAGCUGAAGAGGAAGCUCAGUCCUCUCAGCUUCUUCAAAGACAAACUGAACCGAUGGAAAUAGAAGCUGAUGGAGAUGAUUGUGGAGGACCAGAACCAGCCAGGAACGCAGAUCCAGAUAGACCUCCAGAUCCUGAUGAAAAGACUGGAGACUCUUCUGAACCAGAUACUGAUGAGUCUGUUGAUUGGAAAAAGACCAGAGAACCAGUCCGGGGUCGGGUCUUGGGGGCAGCAGACCCAGCAGGCUGAGCCAGACUUCCCUCUCACCUACAACAUGUUCCAGCUCUUUCUGGGGGAUCCUGAGGCGUUCCUAGGCCAGCAGCGAGAUGUAAUCCCUCCAGCGGGUCCUGGGUCUUCCCGGGGUCUCCUCCCAGUUGGACGUACUUGGAAAACCUCUAAAGGGAGACGUCCAGGAGGCGUCCGAAUCAGAUGCCCGAACCACCUCAGAGGACUCCUUUCGAUGCGAAGGAGUAGCGGCUCAACGCCAAGCUCCCUCCUGAUGUCUGAGCUCGGUACCCUAUCUCUCAGGCUGAG